Mesorhabditis spiculigera is the source of this 771-nucleotide messenger RNA. The record is from the annotation of a GenBank genome assembly. Lineage: Eukaryota; Metazoa; Nematoda; Chromadorea; Rhabditida; Rhabditidae.
AUGAAGCUCCUCUUCUGGCUGUUCUUCUCGAUGGCCCUUGUCAUCACCGAGGCUCACCUUUUGCCGAUCUGUAUGGGAGAAAGGUAUCGGUGUAAUGGAGUCUGCAUCCCGGAUGAUGAGCCCUGCGAUGAACUGGUCGAGGUGAAUGGACGUAUAGAAAUUCUCGGCCGCCACUGUUCUGUUUUUGUCAACAACGCCCUGCCAACCCCGGAUCUCGUCACGGCCGCUCUUCGUGAACAGCGCGUUGCGGGUGGUGUUGAUCUUGAUCGUGAAACGGAACGGCUCGACGUGACCUCCACCAACGCCUCAUAUCAGACUUCGCUGACCCCAUAUGCCGCCGCGGUUGAGAUCAUGAACAAAACGAUCAACGGACUCGGCGACGAGAACCUGCGCGAGAAGUUGGUGAUCGAGAAACUUGCUGCUAUCCUGCAAUCGGCCGAAAUCGUCCUCGACAAGAAGUUGCCCAAUUGGCGCGCCGACCACCCCUACCCUGCCGUCCCGGAGCCCAAGGACUAUAUGCGCAUCCUCGAUCCUGGCUCCCCGGACGCCGCCGUUGCUUUGGCUGCCCCCCAGGAGAAUGAAGCCGUCGUGCCGCCAGCCGACGUCGCUUUGGCUGCCCCCCAGGAGAAUGAAGCCAUCGUGCCGCCAGCCGACGCCCAGGCCAACCACCCCACCCACCGUCCUCUCCACUUCGAGCAUUUGUCUUUUGAAGAUGAGCCCGAGGAGUUCACCCCGUCUCCCCCGAGCUUCACGGCCCGCGACAUCGACGAG